CUCCUGCUAGCUAUUAGCUAUAGUAGGCUUGCACGAGCCUGAGGUGGUCACAGUUGUGCUUGGCGCCAAAGUGGUGAUACUGAUGAGAGCCGCACAAGAAGACAAAGAAUAAACAAGAAAAAAGAGGAGGAACAGCGUUUUCUCCCAACGAGUUUCCUUUGUGAAGCUCCCCUUUCUGCUGGCGGCGCCCCUUGGCUCUCGAGGCUGUGGUAUGAGCCUAUGUGGCAGGAAGGCGCUGACGUUGCUGAGCAGCGCGUUCGCUGUUUGCGGCCUGGGCCUGUUGGGCAUUGCCGUGAGCACCGACUACUGGCUCUACCUGGAGGAGGGUGUCAUCCUUCCACUCAAUCAAAGCACCGAGAUACGCAUGUCCCUCCACUCUGGCCUCUGGAGGGUUUGUUUCUUAGCUGGGGAGGAGAAAGGUCGCUGUUUUACCAUUGAAUAUGUGAUGCCCACUAAAGUCCAAAUGACUUCUGAGUCCACUGUCAGUGUCCUGAAGAUGAUUCGCUCAGCCACACCUUUCCCACUGGUCAGCCUCUUCUUCAUGUUUAUUGGUUUUGUCCUCAGCAACAUUGGCCACAUUCGACCCCAUCGCACCAUCCUGGCUUUUGUUUCGGGAAUCUUCUUCAUCCUGUCAGGUCUCUCUCUGGUUGUUGGUCUUGUGUUGUACAUCUCCAACAUCAAUGAUGAAAUGUUAAAUAGGACCAAAAGCAAUGAAGCCUACUUCAGCUACAAGUACGGCUGGUCUUUCGCCUUCGCUGCCAUCUCCUUCCUCCUCACUGAGACAGCGGGUGUGAUGUCUGUGUACCUGUUCAUGAAGCGCUACACUGCAGAGGAAAUGUACCGACCACACCAGGGUUUCUACCGGCCUCGCCUUAGCAACUGCUCCGACUACUCCGGUCAGUUCCUCCACCCGGACGCCUGGGCCGGGCGCGGCCGCAGCCCCUCCUCCAUCUCUUCCGAGGCUUCCCUCCAGAUGAACUCCUCCAACUACCCUGCCCUUCUCAAGUGUCCAGAGUACGAACAGAUGUCAUCAUCGCCAUGCUGAAACACUGGAUGAAAGGUUAUUAUGGCGUGAACCUUUCAUUUUGAUACAACUUGUGUUACACAUUCACAAUCUAAUGCAAAAGUUGUAUCAAAGAUGUUGUCAGUCAUUAUACAUUUGCCAAGGUAGAACACGGACUAAAAAAGUCCCUCAGUACUUGAAAUAAAACGUAGUCAUUCAGAAGUGAUGUUCAGCUAACAGCAGAAAUAUUGACACCAUGUCCACUUUAACGUAUCUGGUUGGUCACCAAAUAUUUGGCUCAAUCUUCUGCAGUAACUUUUUCCUCCAUCACACGUUAAAAUCCAUUUAUGUUCUUUUUCAAUGCUUGUUUUCUUUAGUCUCUUCCAGAAACUCCUACUGAUGCCAAAUGAAGAACUUAAUCAUGCUCACCUCUUAAAGCUUAUUAACAGCUAUUGGAUGUGGGAGGGAGGGAGUGUGCGCACAUAAGCGCAAAACAUCAAUAAAUUCCCGUCAGUAAAAUGCCCAAAAUUACUACAUGUGAGGCAAAAACACAAUUAUAGCUGUACUGUAAUAUAUUUCAGUGAGAAGAGAAGGAGAAAAGUAGCGUGUUGUGGGCUCUAAUGGAAAGUAUUAUUUUGAUACAUGUGAUUGUAUGAUGUGUACUGUAGAAGGAAACACUGCUAAAUGAGAUUGUACAACAUAAUGAUGAUACACUCGAUUUGUAGAUAAGAUAUUUUUGUAAUUCAUGCCCUGAAGAAGAUUCCUGGUCAUGUGCCAAGAAAGACUAAUUAUAAACAUUUCAUGCAGCAUUAAGAGUGAGUAAACAUCCAUCCAUUUUCUAUGCCUAAUUGGGGUCACUGGAGCCUAUCCGAGGUGAUUUUGGCCGGGUACACCCUGUGUGCCCAGCCAGCAGGGCACAUAUAGACAAACAACCAUUCACACUCACAUUCUUACCUAUGGACAAUUUAGAGUCGCCAGUUAACCUAACAUGCAUGUUUUUGGAAUAUGGAGGAAACCGGAGUACCCGGAGAAAACCCACACACGCACGGGGAGAACAUGCAAACUCCACACACAGAUGCCCAAGCGGAGAUUCGAACCCACGUCUUCCCGAUUUCCAUACUAAACACUCAGCCACCGUGCGCCGUACACAGAAAUAUGUUGUCUUGUGCAAUCAUUUUUAUCUUAGUUGACUAGUUGAAUAUUGUUGAUAUUUAAUUGGAAUUUAGUUGCAUGAUGUGGACCCAUAGACACAUUAUUAAUGGUAGGCAACAUGUUGUUACUUUUCGGCAGAUCUGUAAACCUGUUUAUUUAGUAUUUGUCUAAAAACAUACAUUACUCUUGAACACUGUGUUUGUAUACAAACCAUUGCGAUGAUUUCAAACUUUGUAAAUAGGAACUCGUCAUGGGUGUAUAUACUAGUACUGUAUCAGCUUUGUAUAGAGGAGCAUAGAAGUAUACAUUUAUGUAUGUUCUGUUGUUGAAUAGAAUAUUGUGCAAAGUACUGCUUUACCUCCGCAUCACAUUGAGAAUGUGAGCUCUUGCAUUAUAUGAAAGUGUAAGCUACUCAGAUGCUUGUCACAAUCCAAAUGUACAUUUUAAAUAUUGUGUAUUUUUACAAUCCAGUUUCCUGGUGUUCAACGUGACUAUACUCAGUGGAAUAAAGUUCAGUACAUUUUUUUCUAAA
Molecule: messenger RNA, 2687 nt
Organism: Dunckerocampus dactyliophorus (ringed pipefish)
Lineage: Eukaryota; Metazoa; Chordata; Actinopteri; Syngnathiformes; Syngnathidae
Product: voltage-dependent calcium channel gamma-5 subunit
Exons: 6
Coding region: 212-1045 (277 amino acids)
Biological process (GO): calcium ion transport; neurotransmitter receptor transport, postsynaptic endosome to lysosome; postsynaptic neurotransmitter receptor diffusion trapping
Cellular component (GO): postsynaptic density membrane; AMPA glutamate receptor complex
Molecular function (GO): channel regulator activity; voltage-gated calcium channel activity
Source: RefSeq, a predicted model, not a curated record